Molecule: messenger RNA, 3685 nt
Organism: Eleginops maclovinus (Patagonian blennie)
Lineage: Eukaryota; Metazoa; Chordata; Actinopteri; Perciformes; Eleginopidae
Product: ubiquitin-associated protein 1-like
Exons: 6
Coding region: 87-1103 (338 amino acids)
Biological process (GO): ubiquitin-dependent protein catabolic process via the multivesicular body sorting pathway
Cellular component (GO): ESCRT I complex
Molecular function (GO): ubiquitin binding
Source: RefSeq, a predicted model, not a curated record
CUCUAAACAAUCACCAUGAGCACUUCAGAUAGGUGCGGGCUUCACAGAGAGUAGCAGCUUCACUGAGAGGUUGUUGGUCGGGGGAAAUGAGCACUCUGGAGGACAUCCCCUUUCAGACUCUGCUGGGUCCACUGCAGGAGGAAGUGAAGGAGGUGACGGCUCCAGACAUCACCAUACCAGACUGCCCUCAGAUACUACGAGACACUGAGUAUAAAUUCAACCUGGAGAAAUUGAUCUUAACCGGGCAGCAGCCAGUCUGUGAGGCCCCUUCCUGCCCACCUUACUGGCUGAUGUUCAGCAGCCCCCAGGAGAGCCACAGGGCCAAUCGCAGGAGCCAUGAAAAGUGGGCCCCUCGACCCCGCAGUAACAGCCUGAACUCUGCAGACACCCGCUGGCACCAUCGCACCGUCAGGUUCCUCAUCUCUGACUCUGAGGAGGAAGAUAGUUACCAUGAGGAUAAUGAAGGCCCUCCUUUCUCCAUAAUGAGCAGAGAGCGGCCCCGGAGUGCUGCACCCAAAGUGCCCCUCUCGAGAGUUAAAGACACACAGCCUGCUGCUUCCACUUCCCAGAAGAACAGCAAGAAGAGGCAGCGCUCACUGGGGAGAAGAUACUCCCAGACCACACAACCUGCUCCAUCUACACCCAGGCAGCAGAGACCCUCCUCUGCUGGGGCCCUUGUCAAAAACUGCAGACAGGCCCAGAGGAAAGAAGGCUCUCGUGGGGUUUUCUUUGACUCUGCAGCAGAGCUGUUGUCAGCACUCAGUCAGGAGGAGAGGGAGCUCCUGGGAACCAUCACUGAGAGGGGCUUCCCUUUACACACUGCUAUCCUGGCUCUGCAGAGGACAGGCUACCACAGCCCAGAGAAGCUCCUAAAAUACCUGGUAGCCAGUGAGCGUCUGUGUGCUCUGGGUCACGAUGAGGCUCAGGUGGAGGAGGCCUUGGAGAUGUUUCAGAACUGUGAGAGCAAGGCUGCUGAGUUCCUGCGCCUUCUGACUCAGUUUAAUGAGAUGGGCUUCAAGCAAAGUGCAAUCAAAGAAGUGCUGCUUGUUCAUGAAAAUCACAGAGAGAGGGCUCUUGAAGAACUCAUGACACGCAUGACUUAAAGUAUCUCUCCAUUUCCAGUCAGCAUGGACAUUUAAUUAUUUCCUGCAAUACAAUGAGAAAUGUACCAUACUAUAUAUUUAGAGAGUGUCAAAGCGUAACACUUAGACUCAUUCUGACAACCUGUGCAAUUCAAUCACACCGGUAUGUAUGAAAACAUAAAAAAGACAGAGAUCAUGAAGUGGUUUCAGAUAGGUUUAUUUACAGGUUUAUUUAAAAAAAGAUUUAGCUGUCAUCCCAGCUGGAGAAAUAAAAAUUGUGUUGUAUUGGCUAGCUGCAACAGUUCUAAAACCAAGUGGUGCCCUAGAUAGAGUUAACAGCGUUUUAUUUUAAAAAGUAUGUAACCCCUGAAAGAAAAACAUAAGAUUAAUAGCCAAUAAUAGUACAAAUACCAUGAGCCUGACCCCAAACACACAAAGCAGAGAGAAACGACAGUCACAGAGAAAGAUAUUUACAUUUUUUUGUAAGAAGUUUACAUUAAGGUUCCCUCUUGUCCUCUUUAGAAAACACCUCAUUGCCGUAUAGAGGUGAUGUGCACCUCCUGUGACUCCUCACUGAUGGCUGACAGUCGAGUUCAACUUUAUGUUCGACUUAGAAGCCUCCGAGAGGUCUCUCUGAAAGAAAAAAAGGAAACAUUUUCAGCAUCUUUGCUUAUAUUGAAGGAUUCGAAAUGUCUUUAUGUGCAUUCACAGUGUUGUGGGAUGGGAAUAUAAUGCUUAUUAUAUAAACUUAUGUUCUGUAUGCAUUUAUCUUUUGAAAACAAAUCGAUUUCAAGAAAUAUGUUGGAAAAUAAACUGAUGCCUCAGCUACAAGUAAACUGUUUCAAGGAUUUACAGCAGGAAGUUCAACUUUUUUUUGGGUGUGAUUUCUAAAUAAUGUGUACUCGUUGGGAUGCAUGGAUUGUCUUUAUCAGUCUCCAAACAUUAUGCAGUCUUAGAUGUAAAUGUGGUUAACUUAUAGUUGCUGCAUUUGAUAAUAAGCUACAUGUAUUAGUUAAUGUACAUCCCAAAUUACAGGAUUUGUAUAUAAAAGAAGUAACUCGUCCCCUGACAUACAGUAGGGCAUUUUAAGGACUCGACAGUGAUGGCAGCGGUUAACUUCAUAGUACUGAUCUAGGAUAAAGCAGUCAUUUCCUUCACUAGAGUACUUAAGUGGAGUUUUGGUUUAACGGGUUAACUAGAUCGAUAUACAAAGGCAUAUACCGCAAAGUCGGAAUAGGAGCCAGCAAUGAUGGUGUUUUCUUGAAUAUCCUGAGACCUUAGUGUGCUUCCUGGAGUGUUUCUCAGAUGAGAGAUGUUUUCCUUGUUCCGGUCUAGGGCACGGGGAGUCUUUCCAUGUCCAGGGGUUCGCAGGCUGGGACCCUACAACAAGACAAGCUUCAAUGAGAAUGUGCUUUCUCGCCACCUCUUUCAUUUCAGUCAGUUUUAGACUUAAAGGACCAUACAGAGGCGAAACAGAACAGGUUUAGUAUAAAAUAAAAACGAUUGCGUCAACCAGUAUUCAGUACAACACUGCCAUAUCGAACCAUUCGAAAUGUAAAGGAGAGCAGUAUACAGGGGCUUACAUUAACAGCCUCCUCUUAAUAAAACUGGUCUCAUUUCUAGCCUAUUGCUCCUCUUCCUCCUUUCCAUCUACAUGUCACACGGUCUGCAGCACAUUGAAACGUAUUAUACUUAGUAAGGACAAAAGAUAAAAUAUGCCCCGACAUAUGGAAGUGAAACUAAGCGAGACAAUACGGCAGCCUGCUCAACUCCAUUAGAAUAAACCAACGGCUCAGAAGCAGAGUAUGAGACAGAGGUAAAUUAUCCAGCAGAGUCCAACAGGCUCUCUAAUACAUGGCGAAUCAGGUCAGUGAGGAGUCAGAGACGACAGUGGGCUUACCCUGCUGGCUGACAAAGGUGGUUUGGAGAUGGACAACUGGCACAUGGUUCCACCGAGGCCUGAACUAAGGAAGCUGUUAGGGGUGGACAUGGUCGAGGUGCCGUUGAGCUACAAGAAAGAACAAAGGGGGGGUCAAAUUUUUAGUCUAUUCAGUUGCUGAGGUAGGGUCAGUUGAUGCAGUAAAACCAAACUGCAGCCCCAUCUUACCUUUCGCACUUUUCCAGGCGUCAGAGUUCCUGCUAGCCGCCUUUUGGAUGGUGUUCUCAUUGCAGUUCCAUAUAACAUGUCCUCCUGUAUCUGUUUGGUUUUCUUCAUUUGCUAAUUUAAACAAAAAGAAAAAUAUAGUCAUAUAAACAGCCCUUUGAUAAAAAAAAAUUAAGAUUUGAUUUAGCUUUUUAUUUAUAUAUAUAUAAAUCAAAGUCUAAAACGCACCCUCUCCAGUUUUUCCUUCUCCUUUUCAGCCUGGUGCUGGUCCCACUGCUGCUGCACGUACUCAAGGAAUUUCUGUCCAUUGACCAGGAACUCCUUGCCAUGCUCCUGCUCCCAAGCAUCAAUUUGGGCUUUAAGACUUUUUUCCAGCUGAAACAAACAGGAAGCAGUUGUUUGAACUUGUUGGCAUGUAAUCACAUUUAGUAUUGCAGUUGACAUGUUCCUGCUUUUGAUCAUCAAGCAUGCCUUGCCCUGGCUCUCACACACGGGUACA